ACGUCCUAAUGACAAUGAGAGACAAAGUGAAAAUAAAAGAGUAAAGGGAAAGUUAUUUGUUUUAUUCGUAAAUAUAGUGUGACAAGAGAGACACUUCACAACUGCUUUAGUGAGACUUGACAGAUAUUUAUUUUUGCUGAACUGAAAAUAACCUUUGCCAAAACAAGUGGAGAAAGAGAAAUGAAGGACUUUGUACAGACAGUAGAGCUAGGGGUCUCUCGGCGGAAAGGAACUGAUGUUACCCGACCCAAAGUUUGGCUGAGGAAUGAAUUUGUUCGUGUGGGACUUGCUGAAUUCCUUUCCACAUACGUCAUGAUGGCCUUUGGCCUCGGGUCUGUGGCCCAGGUGGUGACUGGAAAAGGAGAGUUUGGUCAUUACAUAAGCACCAACGCUGGUUUUGCGCUUGGUGUUGCUAUGGGGGUACAUGUCGGAGGAAAAGUCUCAGGGGCUCAUAUGAAUGGAGCAGUGUCUUUCACAAUGUGUGUGUUUGGUCGCCUAGCAUGGAAGAUACUUCCAGUAUAUAUUUUUGCACAGCUGUUAGGCACAUUUCUUGCAUCAGGGACCAUUUAUGCUAUCUACUAUGAAGCAAUUCAUGAUUACUGUGGGGGAAACCUGACUGUAACUGGAGCAAAGGCCACAGCCGGCAUUUUUGCCACCUAUCCUGCACCCUACCUCUCCUUGAUGGCUGGAUUUGCUGAUCAGGUGUUUGGCACAGCGAUGCUGCUGCUGUGCCUGAUGGCUCUGUUCGACCAGAGAAACCAACCGGCUGCUGCGGGCAGUGAGCCUAUCACAGUGGGUCUCGUGGUGCUACUCAUUGGCAUUUCUCUGGGUAGCAACAGCGGCUGUGCCAUCAACCCCACUAGAGACAUUGGAGCCAGGGUCUUCACUGCUAUUGCAGGCUGGGGAGUCGAUGUGUUCAGGGCUGGAAAUGGGUGGUGGUGGGUACCUGUUGUUGCUCCCACUAUUGGAGGAGUGCUGGGAGCAGGAGUAUACAAAGCCCUUGUAGAACUGCACCACCCACCCCUCUCUGGUCAGCGUGAGGAGCAAGUGGAGGAAGAGUCUUUCCCUCUGGAGAAAGAACAAACCAUCUGUUCUAAUGAAUGUGUAUGACCUUCCCAAAUCUGUACAAACAAAUAAGUGCACAUGCAUCUGUGCAAAUGUGUGCACGCUCUCGAAACAUUCCAUGAUGAUAAAGCUUUAAAAGGACCAAAGCCAGCUGCUUACAUUGGAGACAGAAGCACUUUUACAACUAGCAUUUUCCUACAAAUCCAUGUUACUUAUAAUCUGUAUCAAAAGAAAAAGAUUAGAAAUAACAAGAAAUAUUUUUAUAAAAGAACACUGAAGAAAGUCA
Messenger RNA from Melanotaenia boesemani (Boeseman's rainbowfish), 1351 nucleotides. It is a transcript of the gene aqp7, whose product is annotated as aquaporin 7. Gene Ontology annotation, biological process: water transport; glycerol transmembrane transport. Lineage: Eukaryota; Metazoa; Chordata; Actinopteri; Atheriniformes; Melanotaeniidae. Gene Ontology annotation, molecular function: water channel activity; urea transmembrane transporter activity; glycerol channel activity. Gene Ontology annotation, cellular component: plasma membrane; basolateral plasma membrane. The record is from RefSeq and is a predicted model, not a curated record. Bases 181 to 1110 code for a protein of 309 amino acids. The transcript is spliced from 6 exons.